AUGGACAGGAUUUUCCGAGAACAAAUAGGCCGGUGCAUGGACGUAUAUGUGGACGACAUGGUAGUCCGGUCCGCGGAUGGAGAUGGACACCUUAGAGACCUUGAGGAGGUGUUUCGACAAGUGAGGAAGUUCGGCAUGCGCCUAAACCCCGCCAAAUGUACAUUUGGGGUAGCUGCCGGAAAGUUCUUGGGCUUCAUGUUGACAUCCAGGGGGAUCGAGGCCAACCCGGACAAGUGUGAAGCGAUACUACAAAUGCAAAGUCCAACCACCCUUAAGGAAAUCCAAAGACUGGUCGGACGCCUCACCGCUUUGUCCCGCUUUAUCCCCAACCUGGCGGAUAGAAUGAGGCCGGUCCUGCGAAAAUUGAAAAAAGGGGUCGGCCCGCCUUGGGACGACGAAUGCGAACGAGCGUUUCAGGACGUAAAAACCAUCCUUGUUAACCCACCGGUCAUGAACCGCCCGGUCCCAGGAGGAGAUCUGCAUAUUUUCCUGGGAGUGUCAGAGACGGCCAUCAGUGCCGUGCUAAUGCAAGAACGGCCUCAGCCGAGGUUAAUUUAUUUUGUGAGUCGCACGCUCCUAGACGCCGAAACCCGAUACCAACGGGUAGAGAAGGUGGCCUUAGCUUUGUUGCACGCCUCCCGAAGGCUUCGCCCUUACUUCCAAAGCCAUCAAGUGAUAGUCAGAACCGAUUUCCCUAUCUCCAAGAUCCUCAGGAAGCCGGACUUAGCCGGACGGAUGGUGUCCUGGGCCGUUGAGCUCUCAGAGUUCGGUUUACGGUAUGAGCCGAGAGGAUCGAUCAAAGGCCAACACUUAGCAGAUUUCACGGCCGAGUUACCACCGUCCGGCCAGGACGAGUGGAGCUUGUAUGUGGAUGGAGCGUCCGGUCGAUCGAUCAGCGGGGCCGACAUCGUGCUCGAGGGCCCCAACGGAUUCUUGCUGGAACAUUCCUUGAUCUUCAAGUUCAAGGUAUCCAACAAUCAGGCCGAGUAUGAGGCCCUGGUGGCCGGCCUCGAGUUGGCGAAAGACAUGGGAGCAAGAAGAAUCACCUGCCGGACGGACUCAGAGUUGGUGGUGGGUCAAAUGAAUGGCAACUUCCAAGUUCGAGAGGAGCGUUUAUUGCGAUAUUUCCAACGAGCAACGGACCUCGCAAAGGCGUUCGAUAAAGUGGACAUACAGCACAUUCCCAGGGAACAAAACACGAGGGCGGACGUACUGUCUAAGCUUAGUUCGGGAAAAGAAAAGGGACAGUUAACUACUGUCGUGCGGCAGGUUCUACUUCAGCCUUCAGUAGAGUGUUCGGCGGUAUCCGACGGGGGAAAGGAUUGGCGAACAGAAAUCAGAGAAAUCAUGACUCGCCAAGAUGAAGGGCGGACGGUAGGACCGAGCAAAGCCAAGAAGGUCGCCCGGUAUCUUGUGGUGGGGGACGACCUAUAUCGCAGAGGAUUCUCCUCCCCUCUCCUUAAAUGCUUGGGAGAGGCAGAAGCCCAUUACGUUAUGGACGAGCUCCAUAAUGGUAUUUGCGGCCGCCACACAGGUUGGCGAACGCUAAAAGCCCGACUACUAAGAGCCGGAUAUUACUGGCCUAAUAUGGAAGCAGACACAAAGGCGUUCGUCCAAAGAUGCGUUCGCCAAUUCGUUUGA
Messenger RNA from Vigna angularis (adzuki bean), 1641 nucleotides. RefSeq lists its product as uncharacterized. Bases 1 to 1641 code for a protein of 546 amino acids. The record is from RefSeq and is a predicted model, not a curated record. Lineage: Eukaryota; Viridiplantae; Streptophyta; Magnoliopsida; Fabales; Fabaceae. The transcript has a single exon. Gene Ontology annotation, molecular function: nucleic acid binding; RNA-DNA hybrid ribonuclease activity.